AUAUCAGGAUAUGAGCCUGUGUGUCUCACAUCAGGAUCUUUGUCAUUCCCUCAUCCCCACAGAUAGCCAGUUUAUCUGCGCAACAACGGAGAUGUCCACUGAUCUGGCGCCUCAGACACAGUCCAAGGCGAUAAUCUAACUAUGUUCACCUCAGAUUUAAUUAUAACCCUAAAUCAUGUCUUAUUUUAAGCUCCAGUUUUUAUUUAUAGACAGCGUAAGAGCUUUUUCUAAGAUGCACUCGCCCUGUUAUUUCCUCCUGUUUGACGCAUCGCCCCCGCUUUACCUUGCGCUUUUGUGCUGCGUACCGCAUCCUUUCUAGCCAUGGUAUCUCAACACACCGGGGCUCCUCCACGACAUUAUGAAGACAAACCUGUUUCAGAAACAACCCCUCUACGCAAUCUCACCAUCACACCCCCUUCUCAUGGGCCCACAUCCUCAAAAUACACACGAGCCUGCUCAGAUGCGGAGAGAGAGAGAGCGGCUGUGUCUGCCUCUCCCUCCUCCCUCGCCCAUCAGCAUUUAACGGCGCACCGUUUCCACCAAUCUGUGCAGCGAGAGGACCACCCCAACCCCUGAACCUGAAUCUACCCGCCCUGCCCGCUUAUAAAUACUGCUUGAAUCACACCGGCAAGUCUUGGUCGUCAGAAACGCUCAGGGUUGCAGCAGAACAUCCCCCUUCGUCUUAUCCCCCUCAUCGUUUCUCUGUUUUUUAAGAAAAUCUCACGCCAUCAUCCAUUUUCACUCUCAUUCUUCCCCCCUUUUUUCCGAACUGUAGUUGUUUUUGCGGCCAGUUGCAUGCAUUUUUCGUCUCCCAAAAUGGUUUGCGAGACUAAAAUUGUUGCGGACGAACACGAUGCUAUACCUGGGACCAAAAAAGAGUCGAUCAUGUGGAGCUCUCCUCCGUCCAGCGCGGCUCUGAACCCCGCCGAAGCCAAGGAUGUGAGGAAAGAUGCGGUUUUUAUCCGCGAGUUCGAGCGCGGGGAUCAAGAGGAGGUGCGGCGCAUCUUUUACGAGGGUAUUAUGGAGAGGAUACCCAAUACGGCGUUUAGGGGGCUCAGGCAGCAGCCCAAGACCCAGUUUUUAUAUGCUCUUCUGACAGUAAUGUGCUUUUUCGUGACCAAAUCCGUCACGCUGACCUGCUGCACGCCCCUCAUUCUCAUGGGUGCGCGCUACUACUACAGCAGGAAAGUUAUCCACAGUUAUCUGGACCGUGCUCUGCACACGGACAUGGCUGACAUAGAGGCGUAUUACAUGAGACCCACAGGCUCCUGUUUCUGGGUCGCAGUGCUUGACGGACGUGUGGUGGGGAUCGUGGCGGCACAAGGCCAUGAGGAUGACAACACGGUGGAGCUUCAUCGCAUGUCAGUGGACUCGCGCUACCGCGGCAAAGGCAUCGCAAAGGCACUGGGUCGUCGUGUUCUGGAGUUCGCCGUGCGCAACAACUAUGCUGCUGUGGUCCUCGGCACGACGGCUGUCAAGUUGGCUGCCCACAAGCUGUACGAGUCGCUGGGCUUCCGCCGAACAGGCCAGAGCGAGGACUACAGGCUCCCCGGGAUGACCCGCUCGCCUCUGGAGAGGCUCUUCUUCCAGAUCCGCUACAGCCGCUACCGCUUGCAGCUCCGUGAGGAGUGAGAGGUGACAGGGAGAGGGAGAGAUGGAGAGGGGGAGAUGGAGAAAGAGAGGGACAGAGAGAGAGAGAGAGCAACGACCCUCCUUCACCCGAGAGCCCCGACCGCAUCCUCUCCUCUGACAGCUUUUAUUUAUUUUGUGUCAUUAGAGAUAACUUCGAGUACUACUUAACACUUCUACUAUUUCAUCUUUAAAGUCACUAACGUUUUCAUUACUAUUAUGCUUUUGUUGCUGUUGUUUUUGUAUUAUACUUUUACAUUUUAAAUAAGAGUUUUGUUUCUUUUCCUCUAUUUUAUUAAGCUAUUUUUUGUACCUUUACCCCUCCCCUUUCACUGUGGGAGAAAAAAGAUAUUGGCUUUUAUAGAAGACAUCAACUGGCACCCCAACUAGGCACCCUCCCCUGCCCCUUUGGUUUAGAGAUCAUGUGACUUUGAUCAAUACUCCCCUUCAUUAUUACUCCACAAUGCCCUUUUUACCCCUCCCCCAUUAUCUCAAGCCCUCCCCUCCCUCCCACGUCUCCUAAUUUCCCCACAGCAAAAUUCAACAGAUGGGUUAGACUCAGGAGAGUGCAAUGAGACCUUUGCAUUCUGAGCCAUUGGGGGUGGACAGAGCAGUGGAUGGGUUGGGAGGGGCGGGUACUGAGAGUAAAACACAUAAGAAAAAGUGGCGGGGGAGCUCGUGGUACACACUCUCUUUUAUAAAAGCUCUUCAAUGUUAUAUUUUGUGUGCACGUUGUGGACAGUGUGGUCGUGCACACACAAACCAAGUCAUUUGGCUUUUAGCCAGUCUCUCAAGACACCAUAUUGAAGCACAGCGAGAGUGUGUUACUGACCCCCGUAGUGAGAGAGAAGGAUGACAGAAUGGUUACCGGAAUAUGCACUGUGUAUCAUCCUGAAUCAACACAGUGCAUCUUCCUCACAACCCCUCCUCCUCUUCACUGUCCUCACUAAUUAUUUGAUUGGAUCUCUCUGCUUCCUUUCUAUUGUUUUAUUAAUCACAGGUUUUCUCAGAGGGCCUCUGAUUGGUUGAGGGUGACAGGAGGGCGGAAGUUUCUCGCUGACAGAUCCCAUAAUACAAUAUAGCUGCAUGUCAGAGCUUGUGUGUGUCUGUGUAUGUGAGUAUGUGAGUAUGUGAGAGUAUAUGAUUGUGUGUGUGUGGGUGUGUGUGCUUGAUGAGGCCAUGGUUAGACAUUAGGCCUCAACAGUGUAUGAUGAAUUUUUUAUUUUGCGUGAACAGAUGCGCACCUUUCUUGCUACGAGUCAAGUGUUAUCUAAGUAAACAUUACUACUUUCUAUGUGUACUUAUAAAAUGUUUACUGAUUGAAAGUUACAUUCUAACACUUUGAAUAUAUUUGACUAAUAAUUUUAUAACUUUAAACACAUAUUACCACAUUGUAAUAUGCAAAUUUUACUGUCAAAACUACGACAACUACAAGUAGCUAAAAGUAGACCACACUCCACAUACUUAAUCCAGGUUAUUGGGGAUCAACUUGGGUAAGACAUGACUACUAGCAAUACUUGCAAACCUACAGUACAUAACUGAGCACAAACAGCAAAUAAUUAUUUAAACCAAUAUAUUGGCAUUAGUAUUCCCCCUCCCCCAUGUGUUUAUAUUGUGUAUACAGUUGAAAACUCAUGUAGCGAACAAAAAAGUUUCUCCCAUAACACCUCUCUCCAUCUCCAUCUCCAUCCUCUGACCAUACAACCAGCAGUAGAUUCAACCAUCCACAACUCUGAGCCUAAGUUACGUCAUCACACCAUUUGUAAAAAGUAAAAUAUAAAGAAAAAUACAACAAAAAAAAAUCACAUAAGAUGGAAAAAAAGACAGAAAAAAAUUGAAUACAAAUGUAAUCGUCAUGAAGUUAGCAAUGACCCUCCUUGCCUUGCCACCCUCCCCCUUCCCAAACCUCCCAUUCACGAAUCUGUCUGCAACCCUGGGCUAGACCCCACACCCUCCAUCUGAACCCCUCCACUGACCUUUGACCCUCCCUGUCCCAGGCCACACCCAUUUCCCCCGCCCAUCUCUGCAUGCGCCACAGAGCCUUGCUGCACUGCUUUUAUUAUUCCAUUUGAAGCUUGUUGGACCAACCCUAGACCCCGCCCCCUUACUCUGAUGUCAUCUAGGCAGUGUGACGUGCUGGGACAGGCCAGUGUCAGGUUGCAAGACUGAUGUAUGGUUGUAUGCAGAAGACACAGGCAGCGAGAGAGAGAAAAUGUGCGUGUGUGUGUGUGUGUGUUCAGAGUUGGUGCAGAUACACUCACCAGCUGCAGCACUGUCUGGAUGACAUCAUGCCUGCCAGCCAACCAACUGUAGAAUGCAAAAAGCAAUGCAAGUGUGGCAUGCCUCUGUACCCGGUGUGUGUACGGUGCCUGCCCUGGAAAAGUGUAGAAGAAAAAAAACCAACUAAUUUAUAUACAAUAUAUAUAAAUAUAUACAUAAAAAGAAAAUAAGCUUCUUUUUUUAAAUGAACAUAUAAAAAAAAUGUGUGUUUCUUUGUUUGGAAAAAAAAAUUGUAUCAUUUGCAUGAAAUGUGUCUUUGAAUGCAAAAAUAACUUUUAGGGGCGAAACUCCUAGCACAUGGCAUACAGUGGAACCAUAGACUUGUAAUUUUUUAUCAUGGUUUAUUUUAUUUUAAGGGAUUAUAAUUCUCUAGGAGUGUGAAAUUAAUACCAGCCGCAAGUAGAGUUGUUCUGAUACCAGUAUCUCUGAUACUGCCUACUGCUGGAUUGGGUAUCGGCAAGUAUGUGAGUCUAUGCACCGAUACAAUAUCACAUGAUAUAUUUAUAAUCUUUAACCCCCCUGAGGUCGUCAGUAUUUUUUGGAAAAUCCUCGCUGAGGUCUAGAAACUUACUUUAAUUGGCCUCCACUUUAUUGUCAUAGUAAAAAAGAUAUGAAAGAGGGGAAAGAAGGCAAAGACCCCCAGCAAAGUGCCCUGGGAUGCACCCUGUUUUUCCAUUUUUAACACAUUUUAUUUGGCUUCUUGACAUGGAAAUGGGUUGGUAGAAUAAAGCUGUCUUAUUUUUUGUAAACCACAGAGACACCAGACCAGUACUCGUAUUGGCUGGUAUGCAAGUUCAUUGGAAUCGGUAUCAGUAAGAACGAAUUUGUAUCAGAACAUCUCUAGCUACAAGCCAGUGCUCACUCAUCUUAAGGAGAUGGUUGCAUCGCACUCUAAAGGCCUCACUGAAAUUGCAAGCGGCUACUGAUAUUCAGAUUUAUCUGUCACUGGCAGGAGGACAAAAAAAGUUAAUUUCCUUCCUUGAUCACAGUGGGAGUCCUCUUCGAUUAAACCAGCUUGUGGUAAGGGUCCCAAACAUUUGAAGAUCAUCAAUGGGCACUGGGCGAAUGAUGCAAGAGAUAAACAUCUAUUCCCAUGCGGUGCGUAGUGCAAAAUCUUUCAUCCACCAAGUCCUUUGCUAAGUUUAUCAUUUGCAGAUAGAAGGAAACAGUUUUUGGGAAUCCUCUAGGAUGGGAGUCAGUUUCACCAUUCAUCAUGUGACUGGGACAGGACAAGAAAAAAAAAGCCAACGGGAGCGGGUGGGAUGGGAAUCGUAAUAACAAUAGGUCUGUUUUCAUAAAUAAAUAUGCAGUUUUAAUAUGAAUGAAACUGUGCAGUAGAACCUGAAGUCAUCUAAGAAAAGGAUGGUGAGAACAUAAAAUUAAAAUCAUUGCAAUAUCCCCCAAACGAAACAUGAAAAGGGAUGGGACAGGAGCCAUUCUUCUGGGACUGGGACAGGAGUUUUUGUGGGAGUGGUAAUUUGCAGUGGUCAAAUGUUUAGAUUUUGCUCCAGGUGACACAGGUUAUUCCUGUUUCCUGUCAAAAGUGUCUUCAAACGCCAUACUGAACCUCCACCUGUGUCAGCUACAUGCCUAAAAAUAUACAGCACACCUCUUUCUUUUGCAUCGAACUUUGGAUUAAACCUUCGACAACAUAUUUUUUUAUAUGUAGGGAUGUACAUUCAGAAUCCCAACAAUGGACAAAAGUUGAUUUUAGCUACUUAAAGCCAUUGAGAUGCUUAUGUAUGUCAGCUCCCAUGUUACUAAAGCUUCUUCUUCCCCUUCCCUUCCUUUGUUUAAACCUCGUCUAGCGGAGGUUUAGCUACUGAUCAGUUCUUUGUCCUUUAAAUCAGAGCCAACUUAAGAUUUCUCUAUAAAAUCCUACAAAGCAAAAGCAAGGCACAAAUGCACUGAAAGCAUCAGACAGUAUUGUUGUAAAGAGGCAUGUUUUCAUAGGGCCAACAUGUAGACGAUGCCUCGCACCACCUUCAUGCAUCUGCUUUGAACUUAGUUGUUGCUGGAGAGUCAAAAGAGGACCAGACUGUGUUUUGUGACAUUUCUGGAGCAACAGCCACCACUGGCCUUCUUACAGUAGCUACAAACUUCCUACUAAGCCAAGAAAGACAUUAGGUAACAGGAUACAACAGCCGAAGUAAAGUAUGAACACUAUAGUAAUUUUUUGCUGGUUUGCUCGGUCUGUCUUUACACAAAUCUGGCGACAGCUUUGUGUGUUCCACCAUCUUGUGGCGCCACCAUUACUGCGGUGGGAAGUUGCAGUGUUUGCAGCUGCGUGAGAGCAGCAAAGGUUGUGGAUGCUGUAAAUCAUCUAACUGAUGACAAACUUAUUGACUGUGCCAAAUAAAAGUCGCAACAGCGACACAUUAAACUGAGAGUCACCGGUUAAUUUCAUAGUCACAUUUCAAGUUAGAGGGUCUUCAGCUUCUGUUCUGUAACAUAUUUCCCAGUGAAGUGGAAUAUUUGAGUGGUUUGCAGUAACAAAAGGGAUUUCAUUUAAGUCUGUCACAUUUGAUUGGACCACUAAAAAGUAGUUGGGCUUAGAAUUUAGCACGAUACAGAGCUACAGCAAAGUCAGCUGCCGACUGGACUGUUGGCUCCACACACACCUCCCUCACUGUUAGAUCAGGAUGAGGACGAAGUAGAGAAGAAUAAAUUAAACUUCCCCAACAAUAUGGAGACUGGAAAUAAAAAUGAUUGGAAAUGAAAACAAAGGUUUUGCCUACUGAUAUCCAAACUAACAUAUCUUUUCAGCGCUCUCCAUAUUGCUCUGUGCAGUUUUAUAUGACUGGUGUUGCCAACUAGUCGCCCAAAGUCUCAUUAGAUUGAUGUAAUGAAAUUGAUGUAAAACAUACUCUGAUACUGAUUUAUUGACAUUUAUUUGGCAUAUAAGAGAUGAUAAACAAUCAGUUUACACAGGAAACAAUCAAUUUAACUGAAACACCAGACAAAUUAUAUAGGUCACUGCCCUACAAAAAGCAACUAAAAUUAUAUUUCUCAGUGACGCCAAAGUUAGCUGUAUGAGGGAAUUUGUUCUGUGGGACCACCGCAGCCCCUAGACAUUAGCCCACUAAUGUUAGCUACGUUAGCUAAGCAGUGUUAACUUAGCUGCUAUUACUUGUUUCACAGUUAGUUGAAGUCUAACACUACUAUUGGAGCAGCUGAAAACUGCACAGGCUCUUCCAGAUAUUGUCAAAAGUAAUAUUACACAAAAACUAAAGGUAGAAGUAGCCACCACAGUAAUGGUGACUUGUUUGCUUGAAGUGCUUUGCCAGAUUCGUCUGUAAAGAAUCAGACCAUAGAGCAGACAAUAAAUGCAGUUGUGCAAACUAAAUGUCAGUGGUGCUGUGGCUUUAGAUUUUCUCACAGAAACACAACAGCAGAGACACAUUUGGAGUUUUAAAUAACUUAUGUCAGUGUGUUUGGGUCCUCAGUGUUUGAUUCAGCCCACUCGUCACACUAGACUUGUGUGAGGUCUGAAGGUUGAGAGUGAGAGGUGGGCUCUGCUGAGGUGGACUGUAAAAUAAACUUGUCAAAGAAUGUGAAGUCUGUCAAUUCUGAGCCACUUUUGCUGCUGCCAAUCUCAGUUUUUGCCUGAUGAAAUUUAAAAAUGCUCCUUCAUGUAUUUUUGGGAAAAAAUUCUUAUCCUUACUGGUAUAUAUUCUGAACAAAGGUAAUAUCUUUCAAACCGCCUUUGCCAAGGCCUUAUGCACUGGAAUCAAACGCUGGAGUUCAAAUAUCUUGUGGACUGCAUGGCUUAAGGUAGUUACGGGGUGAUUUUGAAUUGUAAAGAUGAAGUGCACUGACGACAAUGCAUUUAUUUCUCGUCUGAGCAAUGUCUGUUUUCUACUUCAUGUGAAUGCUAUGCCCUGUGACGUCUCACCUCCCAUUUUAAACUGGUAACGCAUACUUGUUGUUAGAAUGUAGUAAUUAAACUGUAUGCAACUUCUACCAGAGUGUAAUUAGUUACAAACCAUUCCUCUAAAAUGUUCUGCUGAUGUACAAUCCAAAAACAAUCCCACACUUUUUUUUUAAAUUUAGUGAUUUGUUUGAGUGUGAGUGUGCUGUCCUAUUGGUUGAGGUUUGAGAAGGUAUGCUGCAUAAAGGCCUCUCGUGCUGGAGAAGGCUCUUAUACUUUAGAGUGCUUUAGAACCCAAAAAUGAUCAUCUGAUGCUCUCUCUCUGAUGGCAGACACAGAGGCACAAGCUUCAGCAGUUUUUAAAAUCCUGGUCACGUUUAAUUCUGGCUUUUAAAGUAACCAAACAGUCAAAAUAUCAGUAUUUAGCGAUAUUACAUUCAGUUGAUCUGCUGGUGAAGGAGCAUAGAAGUCAAAACUGCACAAAUGUACAGAUCCUGUGGGUGUGUUACUCUGAAGGUGUGUGUCCAUGCUCGGCAGCCUUGGGGGCGAACACUCACAGGCAUGAAUGUAAACUGCCAACAUUUAAGGUCUUAGAAAGAUUUUUAUGUUUUUAAUCUUUCUUGGUUGCUUUUUUACUUUACGACUGAGAUGAACAGGGGAAAAAAAGGUGAAAAGCAGCUAUUGGUUCUUUCAUUAAGUGACUAAACCACUACAUUAGACGUUAGACAUUUUGUGUGAUUGUAAAUAGCCGUAUCUCUGCCUAUUGUCAAUGUAUUAUUUACCGCAACCUGUCAUCUUUGCUGGUUUUAACCGAUCCUAAUGGAGUUCAUUUUUGUCUCAGAAGAUGGCUGUCACCCGGAAUGUUCCACCUAACGAGGAGGGCGAGGGGUGAGGGAGGAAUGUGCCACAUUGGCAGUUAAAUGGGGGGCUGUGUGUGUGGUGGUGGUGGGGUUGAGGCGACAGAGCUCCACAGCAUGGACUCCCUCUCUCUCUCUACCUCUGGUGAGGAUUUUGCUCCACUGUGGCAAACACAGAAGGACUCACUCUGGACUGAGGCCACAGGUGCCAAGAACACAUAAGCACUUGUAGCACAACUGUGUCUUGUUUUGCUAGUUUUGAUUUUUUUACAUUUCCUAUGAAGAGUAUGGAUAAAGUUUCUCUUUCUCCUGUAUUAUUGACUGUAUGUAUCAUAAGCAUAUAUACAAGACAUGAUACGUUAAUGUAUAAUUCAUGCUACGACCCAUGGCUAAUUUUUGAGGUGAAAAUUUGCCAAAGGUGACAGUAACUGCUGCAUUUUUAUUCCUUAUGUGGCUAUAUUUUGUUCAACACAAUCCUGUUGGUAUUAUUUGGAAAAAAAAAUCCUGCCCACGUGCCAUCUAAUCAAGCAAUAAAUACAAACAAACAGAAAAUCACAAAAUAAUGACACUAUCAACAAUGAUUUUAUUAAAAACAUGAAAUGCUGCAUUGAUGUUAUAUUCCUUAUACUGUACCAAUUACUGGCAGUGAUGCCAUCACAUUAUCAGCAUUGCAACAUUACCACUCGUUACAUCGGAGCCUGGAGGGGUGUUUGAUUGUAAAACGUUUCUGUUUUUUUGUAUUUUUCUUUACAAAGAGGUGUCAAAGACGUGUUUUUUACAAAGUUGAAGUACACAGGUGUACCUCUGCAUAUUUGUACAGAUGUCAAUAGGAGAAUAGGGGGAAAUGACAAGAGAGGGAUGAUGGAUGCUAAAGAACGAGCAGUUCAAGCAGACAGGGAAAAGAUGGCGCAGCCAAACUCUGAAAGUGCAAUCUGCUGAGCAUAUAUUUAACCUGGAAGGCUUCUGGUUAACUUGUAACUGCUAAGAUGUGCACUGCAACUUCUCUACCACUGCUCUGUCAGUACAAUUAAACAUAAUCAAUUCUAAACAUGCUGCAGCUGCCAGAAUCUCAACUCUCAAUCAUGUUGACUUUUCUCACAAGUGAGAUUCAAAGUCUUUUUUUGAAUCUGCAAGUUACUUACUGUAAAGUUGUAAAGUAUAUUUUACUGUAAAUAGCAUCUGGGGGUCAUUUUUACUCCUUUUGUAACAGAAACUGUGGAUUUAAAAAGAUUUAAAAAUAUAUUUUAAAAGAUAUUUACAGCACUAAUAAAAGAUUCCACAGUAAUGCAGGUGUAUUCAUCUGUAUUACCUCAUAACAAUCCUGUACUGACUCAUGGCUGCCACUUUCAGGGGCGACGGAGCACGCCAUCUUAGCCUUGGUGUCUCUGUCCCGCAGUGAUGGGUUCAGACACAGCCUUCCUUGUCCCGCCUGUCUGCUUGAACUCUCAGGUCACCAGAGAGAGCCUCCAACACUGCAGCAGCUCUGUAAGCUUGUGGCACACACCAGCCAUGGCCAUGAAUGUCAGUGGCCCUGGACUGAGCUAUUUAGCUACAGCAAGCUGCUGCAAAAUGUGCGGGGCUCUCUCUGCCCUGGAGCCCUGUCAUGGCUGUUGUCUGUUGCCAGGAGACCGACCCGCACAAAGCACAGCAGGGGAUUGAUAUGCAGCCACACUGUGGGGAGGCAGGCAGGUCAACCAGCCGGCCGUGAUAGAGGAGUGGAAGAAGGGAUUGAUAGAUAGAUGGAUGACGUGGAUUUGGGGGGGGAGGGAAUUAAAUUGUAACUGAGGGAACUUUGGAAACCUGGAGUUUGGAGUGGGGUGCUCUGGCUACAGUGAGGAAUUUGAGAGUGGAGGCCCUGAGGCAUGUAAAGUAGAGCAGGGAAAAAACAGUGCCAGGGGCCCACUGGGUAAGAGAGGCCCCAGGAGGAGGAAGAGAGGAAAAGCAGGGUUAAAAUUAAAGACAGAAGAAGAUUCUCAUGUAUGUACAGUAGUAAGGUCAAGCGUGGUGUGGUGAUUUAGCAGAUUUAGUGAUUCCCAGGGAGACAGUGCUGAAGAUGAAGAGGCGUGCCUGUUGGUUCAACCAGUCUGCCCGACUUCAGUGAGACUGCAGUGACAACCUGGUUUUUAUUGGGGUCUAUUAGCUUUCAGUUCCCUUUCUGCCAUUCCUUUGGAAGACCGCUGUAUUACCGCACCGGGAUUACUCUUAUUAUUGUGAUUAUUAACCCUUUCUUUUAUACUGACAACACUUGGAACACUGUAUAGAUGUAAAGAUGGGAUUUCCUGCAUUAUGAUUGAAACAUGGAUGUACAUAUAUUGUAUCAAUUAAAAUGAUGAUGC
Molecule: messenger RNA, 10973 nt
Organism: Epinephelus fuscoguttatus (brown-marbled grouper)
Lineage: Eukaryota; Metazoa; Chordata; Actinopteri; Perciformes; Serranidae
Gene: aspnat
Product: N-acetyltransferase 8-like
Exons: 3
Coding region: 796-1632 (278 amino acids)
Cellular component (GO): mitochondrial membrane
Molecular function (GO): L-aspartate N-acetyltransferase activity
Source: RefSeq, a predicted model, not a curated record